UGCUGAUAGAAUUGUUUAGUCUGCAGUUAUCCUUUGGGAGAGAUUGAAGUAUUCAGUUGCCAUGGCAAAUACAUCCAUCAUCUUCUUGUUGACUUUACUUUUAGGAAUGGCACAAGGACAGCAACAGCAGAAAAAUGGCCAUAACAUUACAAACGGUAUCAACCCAAGAACUUUCCAGGGUCAUGCCAUCCCCAUUCAGCUUCCUCUCCCUCCAAAUUCAACAGAAAUGCAAACACACUCCUUUGGAGCUGUUGCUCCAGCACUUGUACUGUUGACCAACAGCAGCGCCUCAUACCUCAGGAGUUCACUGAGUACACGAGCCAUCCCGUCAACCUAUGUGGUGGCAAUUGUCAUUGGAGUCCCUGCCAACGUUGCCAUUUUGGUCUCAAUUGGCACUAAAGUACGUGUGGUAUCAGUGGCCAUCUUGUGCUGUAGCCUGGCAGCUUCAGACCUUCUUCUCUUGCUCAGCCUGCUGCUCAAGGUGCAUUAUCACUUUUCGAGCAACAACUGGAUGUUUGGUGAGGCUGCUUGCCGUUUCAUCACUGCUUGCUUUUAUGGCAACUUGUAUUGCUCAGCUCACACAUUAGCAUGUGUGAGCAUCAAGCGCUACCUAGCUGUGGUGCACCCCUUUUUUUACAAAAGCCUUCCCAAGCGCUCCUGCACGGCCUGGACUAGUUUAGGUGUGUGGCUUGUGUUUUCAUUGGCAAUGUUGCCCAAUCUUCUAGUUCGUCAGACCUACCACAUCCCUCAGCUGGGAAUCACCACAUGCCAUGAUGUCCUUCCUGCAGAUGUUGGUGCUUACAACUUCCUAGUGUAUUAUAACAUAGGGUUAACAUUAUUAGGCUUCCUGCUUCCCCUUCUUGUGACUGCAGCAUGUUUUGCCUCAAUUGUAUGGCAUUUAAACCGUUCACACCAUGACUGGAGUGUCUACAUCAAGGCCAGCACAUUAGUCUUUCUCAUCUUCGUCAUUUGUUUCAGCCCAAGCAGCUGCAUACACUUCCUACACUAUGUAAACAUAUACACGAGUGCAAACGACAAUUUCUACACUUACUUUAAUGUAGUGGUCUGUCUCUGUUGCCUUCACUGCUGUUUGGACCCAUUUCUGUUUGUGCUCAUGUCCAGGACAACAGGCUCCAGGCUUUAUUUUAUGACACGCAAGGGAAACUUGCACAGCAUUUCCACUUAAAUUUGGCUAUUUGUCGAGACUAAUCUUCCUUUAUUGAAAUUGUAAAUGCAGUCUGAGUCGUGCAUUUAGAGUAAACUGCAGAGAAGCUAUGUUCUAAAUUUGGGAGAAGCUCAUUUCUGGGCCAGAAAAAUGAAACUAGCAAGAUCCAUUGCAUGUCAAUAUCACAAUGGUAUCCUUGAUGUUUUUUGAUCAUUUUAUGUUUAGAAAUUCUUUCAAAUAUCAGAACCAGCAUGGAAAAACUGUGUGCUAAUCCCAAAUAAAAUAUGCAUUGUGUAUUUGUGUCAAUAAACAAAUUUGGAUA
This is a messenger RNA of Neoarius graeffei (lesser salmon catfish), 1487 nucleotides long. RefSeq names its product proteinase-activated receptor 3. Gene Ontology annotation, biological process: thrombin-activated receptor signaling pathway; blood coagulation; positive regulation of Rho protein signal transduction. Gene Ontology annotation, cellular component: membrane. Gene Ontology annotation, molecular function: thrombin-activated receptor activity. The record is from RefSeq and is a predicted model, not a curated record. The transcript has 2 exons. Bases 62 to 1186 code for a protein of 374 amino acids. NCBI's taxonomy places the organism in Eukaryota, Metazoa, Chordata, Actinopteri, Siluriformes, Ariidae.